AUGACCCUCUUCUGGACGGAGCCUUCGGCUCACUUUGCCGGUUGGGUUUACAUACAGAAUGAACCGGCCAAGGCAAUUAUCCAGGCGACUUGGGCAUCCUCUCAGCCAUCGACUUAUCACUAUGUCAACAUCAACCUGUUUUGCGACUGUUCGAGAUCUAGAACAUCAGACGAAGGCGGUAUUGCAGUGGUGUACCGGCCCUGGCUGCCCGGCCUACGAGUCUCCCUAACUGAGAUAUUAGUUACGGAGGCCUGGCCCGUCAAGCCUUUGUACGACACCAAUCUGGGCGAGUUACUCGCGAUCUCGGAAUCCUUGGUUAUCGCUACGCAGCAGAUCCGCCAGUUCGCCGAAACAUCAUCGACGUCUGCCCAGCCCGUUAUAGUUAGGAUCUUCAGUGAUUCGAUGAAGAGUUUAAACCAUUUUCAGGGCCAGACACUCCUUCGCGACGACAUCCAGGUUCUUGCUAGCCCAGUCCUGGAUCUCAUUGCCCAGCAAUCGGCGGCUCUCCACCAACAAGGGGUUAUGGUUCACUUGGAACUGCACUGGAUUCCUGGUCACGGGCACCACGUUCAGCCGCAUGUCGAGGCGGACGCCUUCUCGCGUCUUGCCAGCGUGCGCCAAACUGCGUAUUCAACCAUCACCGGAAAUCGCUGGCCCCUCCACGAAGAGGCUUCUGUAGUGCGGCACUUGCAUCAACAGAUGGCUGACGCGGCUUACAAAGCGGCUGAUCACAUCGCCGGGCUUGGUGAUCGACUACCCUCCCGCCUUCCACAGGCCGGAUCCCCGAGCACUACCAGUACCGAGACAAGCUCGGAGCCUGACCCGCGGUAG
Molecule: messenger RNA, 831 nt
Organism: Chaetomium fimeti
Lineage: Eukaryota; Fungi; Ascomycota; Sordariomycetes; Sordariales; Chaetomiaceae
Exons: 1
Coding region: 1-831 (276 amino acids)
Molecular function (GO): nucleic acid binding
Source: RefSeq, a predicted model, not a curated record